This is a messenger RNA of Arachis ipaensis, 1374 nucleotides long. RefSeq names its product alpha/beta-Hydrolases superfamily protein. Gene Ontology annotation, molecular function: chlorophyllase activity. Gene Ontology annotation, biological process: chlorophyll metabolic process. The record is from RefSeq and is a predicted model, not a curated record. Gene Ontology annotation, cellular component: chloroplast. Lineage: Eukaryota; Viridiplantae; Streptophyta; Magnoliopsida; Fabales; Fabaceae.
AGUUCAUUAAACGCAACAUAAAGUUGAACACAAAGAAGGUGUUGGGAUAAGAGUAAUUAAAGGCAAUGGAAGUGGCAAGUGCUGUUCGUUCUUCACUUUUAUUUCUGAGAUUGCAAACACACUCUCCCUCACACCUUCAAAGACUCAGCAGCACUAGUGCCCAUUUCUUCGCCUCAGCAAAAAGAAGAACAAGAACAACUAGCAGGCUUCAUCAUGCUCCUGCUUCUUUUCACCAAACUAGUAAUUUCGUCGUCAACUCCUCCACUUCUUCUUCUACUACAGCAGAACCUGCUGCUUCUGGAACCUUUUCUGAGGUAGAAAGGAUUAAGAACAAGUGCCUCAAAUGGCAAUGGAAGGGUCAGUAUUCCAUUAACUACUUCGCAUCCCCUGAUGAUGAUGAUUCAUCUGAUGAGGAGUACCCUCCUUUGCUACUUGUCCAUGGAUUUGGUGCCUCUAUUCCUCACUGGCGCAGGAAUAUAAACACACUGUCCCAGAAUUAUACUGUCUAUGCCAUUGAUCUUCUUGGUUUUGGUGCUUCCGAGAAGCCACCAGGCUUUUCAUAUACCAUGGAAACAUGGGCUGAGUUGAUCCUGGAUUUCUUGGAGGAAGUCAUUAAGAAGCCAACUGUACUAAUCGGAAACUCUGUUGGAAGUCUUGCUUGUGUCAUUGCAGCCUCAGAUUCAAGUCAAAAACUUGUUAGAGGGAUUGUGCUGUUAAACUGUGCUGGUGGCAUGAACAACAAAGCAAUUGUUGAUGACUGGAGGAUUAAGUUAGUCUUACCAUUGCUUUGGCUGGUUGAUUUUUUAUUGAAGCAAAAGGGAAUCGCCUCAGCCAUUUUCGAGCGUGUUAAACAGAGAGAAAAUUUGAAGAACAUUCUGAGUUCAGUGUACGGCGAUAAGGAGUCUGUGGAUGAAGAACUGGUGGAGAUCAUUAGGGAACCGGCAAACGAUGAAGGAGCAUUAGAUGCAUUUGUAUCGAUCGUAACAGGGCCGCCGGGGCCGAACCCGGUGCAGUUGAUGCCGAAAAUCUCGGUGCCGGUCUUACUUCUGUGGGGAAAUGAAGAUCCUUUCACUCCACUUGAUGGACCUGUUGGAAAGUACUUUUCUUCAUUGGCUUCUGAAAAGGAAAAUGUGAAACUGUGUGUACUUGAAGGGGUUGGACAUUGUCCUCAUGAUGAUAGACCUGAAUUAGUCCAUGAAAAAUUGCUUCCCUGGUUAGCCAAUCUUUCAGAUUCAUAGUGAAAGUGUAGCUAGAGUGUGCAUAAGCAUAACUCAAUAUUGAUAGUGAUUUCAUGUGUAUUUAUUAUGCUCAUAAUUUUAUUUGUAUUCAGCUUUAAUUUCCAUUAGUUUUAAUAUAUUAAUAUAUUGCUCUUCA